CCCAUCCCUUUGGAAAGAAAAAGAAAACUCACACAGACAACGACGGCGAGAAAAAGAGCGAGGGAAAAGGCGAGAGGGAAGCGAAAGCCAAAAAGCCAGAUGAAAGAGCUGGACACUUGUGAGGGAGCCGACCAAAGACGAGAAUAUUCUCUUUAAAUUAUGCCGCUGCACAAAUCAUCCCGGGCCCCUCGCCUGGACCCCACCAUGAUCUCAGCCCCACUGGGUGACUUUCGCCACACUAUGCACAUUGGGAGGGGAGGCGACGCCUUUGGCGACACCUCCUUCCUGUCCACACUUGGCCCGGGCCAGGCCAGCAAUGACCCAGGAAGCACAGGAACUGUGGCUCAGCCUGAGCUGGUGGUCAACCACAGUGAUCUUCACACAGAAGCUUCUGCAAGCACACAGAACAAUGAGCUUCAGCACUCUGAGUCAGUGUCUUCAUUCGACCUGGAUCUGGAUCUAGGUCCAUCCAUGUUGGGAGAUGUUCUUGGGGUGAUGGAUGGUCUGGGGCUCGACUCCAAUGAGGAGGAUGUGUUCAGUCCCAAAAAAGGCCCCUCCUCUGCGGACUCAAAGCAGGGAAACAGUGAGAUGUCUGUGAACAUGCAGAACGAGCUUAACGGGAAUGACUUGGUCAGUUUGGAUGGAAACCAGGUGGGAGACAGCAGGAUACCAGAUGGGAACGGGAUCAAGUCAAAGGGGUUACGACCAAAAGUACGAUUCAGUGACAAACGAGAGGAGAUCAUUCGCCACGCAUCUGAAGAGGAAGAAGGUCAAGGGUUUGACUUCCAGGAUGAGAAUCAGCUGGAGUGUCUCAGUCCAACAAGGGUCGAGGGUGAGAUUGUAGUAGAUGGAGGUGAAACGGAGUUCACCAAUCACAGAGCAGAUCUGCCACCCAGUCCCGCCUCAUCACACAGCUCAGAGUAUGAAGGAGUGACUCCAUUGGACAGGAGGAGAGUCGACAGCUGCCAGUCAGAGACUGAUUCAGAGGAGGAGGAAGAGGAAGGACGAGGCUACACAUUUGAAGAUGAGUUUGAUGAUGAAAUCGGUCUAUAGGGGGCGGGUACGGUUUUGCCUUAAAAACAAAUCUUUGCUGUCAGCCAAAUCAAGUUUACUGUAUUUUCUUCAAACUCAUUAUAUCAAUACCAUUUGAAUGGGAGGCUUCAAAAUAAACUGGAUUGAUCAAGAUAUAAAGGAGAAUCUACAGUUUGACGACGUUGCUCAACUGGAAAGACAUUUUUGUUUUAUCUGCAUGGGUAACAGAUUUGCAAAAAGCAGAUCGAUGUGAUUUAAGUGAAAAUGAAAGGUUAAAAGCACUUUUUGACUUAUUUUGCUACUCUGGAUGCCUUGCUUUGAUUCUGAUGUUCAGUGAGAGUUUGAUUCAGGCUAAGUUAAUAUCACUUGCAUUGUAAAGUUUCAUAUCUUUCAUUUACCUUCUUCAGGGCACACCUAAGGCCCUGUGAGCUUUCAUUUAGUGCCUUUUAUUAAUAUACCCUGUGCCUUAUCCAUGUCUUAUUAGAUGUAUCUCAUAUUGCAUGUUUAUUACAGUCUUCAUGUCUUCUCUUCAUGUUUAAGCUUUACAAAUGAAUCCCAAACACUUUGAGAGGAAAUAAAUCUUGUGUAUUAUUAAAUACUGUGAAUCUAUCACAUUCCAAAUCUGAUGCUGUGACUUCCUUGUUCACACCAAAUGAGAUGUUUUCUUACUGCAGUUAUUUAGCAUGUUUUUAAUGAUACCAAAGCUCUGCUUUUUUGCCGUUGGGUUUAUACUCAGACAAUCAUGGGAAUUUAAAAGGUCAUUUGUAAACCAGGAGCAGUUGUGUGUUUGUACAUGUCUCUUUCUUGAUAAUUAAAAACAAAAGUAUUUUAUUACAUUGUGCUGUAACAGGGAGAGACAAUUGUGCUCAUCUGUGGAAAAUGCUGGUUUUGACUUAUUCUUCAUCCCGUGGUCUCAAAAGGAUUGCAGUAAGAACAAUAAAACUGUCAUUGGGAUUUUUAAAUAUCCAC
This is a messenger RNA of Cheilinus undulatus (humphead wrasse), 2001 nucleotides long. RefSeq names its product CDC42 effector protein (Rho GTPase binding) 5 (gene cdc42ep5). The transcript is spliced from 2 exons. Bases 160 to 1053 code for a protein of 297 amino acids. The record is from RefSeq and is a predicted model, not a curated record. Lineage: Eukaryota; Metazoa; Chordata; Actinopteri; Labriformes; Labridae.